Molecule: messenger RNA, 1173 nt
Organism: Geodia barretti
Lineage: Eukaryota; Metazoa; Porifera; Demospongiae; Tetractinellida; Geodiidae
Source: the annotation of a GenBank genome assembly
AAGGCUCAGGUGCAGUGCUACUCAGAGGGGCAUUGUCCAAAUGGUCAACCGACAUUGAAUAUCGGCCAGUUUGAUGCAGCUAAAGAGUGCUGUAUUAUUGGUGAAGCUCUCUCCUGGCAAUCUGGAGGAGAACCCUGUGCAGCAUGUUUAAUUUAUGGGUGGAAAGAGACGUAUUCCGAGGCAGGGAUAGGUGACACAGUGACUCUGACUGUUGGCACUAUCAAGGGGUCACCUGAAGUCAGAGUUAUUCUUGGUGUGGAAUACAACAAUACUGAAGUGAGUGUGGGUGCUACUGAUUUCGACCCACCCAGACUCAUAUUGGCAGCUGAGGAUCUGAGUUUACAAGUGACAGUGUUGGAUGAUGGUCAACCCCUGCAAGAAGAUAAGAACAUCACGCUAACACUAGCAAAGAUAGCAGGGGGGAAAAGUUCUGAUAUCAUUGUCACUGAAGCAAUAAUCGCAGUCCGAUCACAAAAGAUCCCAGAUUCUCUUUCUUGCACUGCUACUGGAUUGUCAGAAGUAGCUAUAAAUUGCAGUGGGGUUGAACCAGACACUUCUCUACAGUGUUCAUUUAGUGGUGGACCACUUCACUCAUGUAACGUACCAAUUCUACUGACAAGUAAUGUCAGUCCUCCUGGUAGCCGGUUUAACGUGACAAUAUUGGCAAGUACUGGAGGUGAGGACACUGUGACGUACGACAUAACAAACACCAAAACUGAUGUGUCAGCCAGCGUGCCUCCACUGGAGGUUGUUCUAACUGGUGGUUCACCUCGUGUGACUGAGAGCUCUGUGGAGGCUGAGUUUGUAACCACCAGACCAGUGACUGGAGUGAGGUGCUUCCUCAGAUAUGAGAACAAGAAUGAUUACAAAGACUGUUCUUCUGGUAGUGUGUCCUUCACAGGACUGAAGCCUGGACGCUAUGUCCUAAAGAUCUUUGCCUACAACAAGCUAACUGAUGUGGCAGCUAUCAAGAGAGUGGUUAAUGUGUAAUCUUUUAACAGAGUGGAUACUAUUAUUUUUCUUAAUGCUGCAGUACUGUGUCUAUAGAUAGCUUUAGAACAAAAAAUGUUUUUCUAUGCUUCUACAUAAUACAUAAACAUCUCCACUGACACAAUAAUUUGCUCGUAGUUUCACAUAAAAGGAGCUCUUAACAAUUUUUCAGCCGAGACAUAU